UGCUUGUACUUGCUGGCGUGAAUUAUAUAUUGUGUAUAUGGAACAUCCAAUGCGUUAAUGGCAUAGUUAAUAUUGGGGACAAUGCCACGUUUCAGAUAACAAAAGCCGGUUUUCGACAGACAACUUUGAAUAUCUGACUAGUUCAAUAAUGUUGACAACAUUCGUUAUCUGCCUGGCUUGGGUAAUAACGGCCGAUGGAUUUCUCCUUAACAACAACGACGAAUAUCAAGUCUGGCUGACAACUGGAGACGGCUCCAAGAAACUCCAUAGAGAAGCGGCAAUAUCAAGGUCAAACAGCGGUCAUGGUUUUAGCGUCUGGGUUGACCGCAGAAAGCGCCGACAGUCCAUGGAAGGAUUUGGUGGAUCUCUGACCAAUGCGGCGGCAUCUGUCAUAUAUCAUAGUCCAAACAGGGCUCAAAUCAUGCGUGACCUGUUUGGAAACGGACUUGAUGAUCUCGGUAUAAGUUUUCUCCGCGUUGUUAUGGGCGGGUCCGACUUUCAAGCGGUAUAUCCCUACACUUUCGACGACCUUAGUAGCAAUCAAGACACUGACUUCAAUAUGGACCAUUUUAGCAUCGAACCUGAUCGAUCCUUCUUUAUUCCCAUUAUUAAAGACGCCCUUACUAUCAAUCCCAACUUGACAAUACUGGCCACCCCCUGGACCGCCCCAGCGUGGAUGAAAACUUCUCAUAAGAUGUUUGGUGGAGACCUGAACAGCGGGGACAGCUAUCUCAGCGCAUAUGCCAAGUAUUUUGUCAAGUUUCUAAAGGCAUAUCAGACAGAAGGAAUUCCAAUUCAAUACCUUUGUCUACAGAAUGAACCCCUAUUGUCUAGAGAUGAUUAUCCCACGAUGACCGUAAACGUUGAUGUGAUGAAGAGACUUAUCCGCGACCACGUGGGACCUGCCCUCAGACAGAACAACAUUCAGACCAAACUGUUGAUAUUUGAUCAUAACUGGGAUGCUUCCUGGUAUCCAGAACAGAUCCUAGCUGAUAGUAAUGCUAAACAAUACGUGUCCGGCGUUGCUUGGCAUGGAUAUGGUGGUCGUCACGAUACACCCGAUGGCUUCCACAACACUCACCAGGAUGUUGGCAUGUAUUUCACGGAGAUAUCCGGCGGUGACUGGGACACAAACUUUGCUAGUACUCUCACGUGGGACACGAGAAUCAUUUUCAUUGGUCAGACGAAGGCUUGGGCCAAGAGCGUCGCCCUCUGGAACAUAGCACUAGACGAGCAUCACGGGCCUAGGGUGGGAGUGAGCGGCUGCACUAAUUGUCGCGGCGUCAUCACAGUGCCGUCUGGCGGCGGCUAUACGAAGAACGUGGAGUACUAUGCAAUGGGUCACAUGAGCAGAUUCGUCAAACCGGGAGCCGUUCGACUGGAGACCAACAGCUUUGGUUGGGAUGACUUGCAGGCGGUUUCAUUCGUGAAUCCUGACGGCUCAACAGUGAUUGUGGUACAAAACCCCAACACAAGCAAGUCCGCCAGCUUUUCUCUUGACAUCGAUGCAGGUCACUACCAGUACAACAACCUCCCUCCGCAGUCUGUCGUCACUUUUGUGAAAUAAUGCGAACACAUCAGACUUGAGUGUGCAAACUGCGUUCAAUAUUUUGACAAGUGUGUUUAUUAACGUAUUUCGAAAACAGUUUUAUUAAAUAAACUAUAAUUCUAA
Molecule: messenger RNA, 1672 nt
Organism: Dreissena polymorpha
Lineage: Eukaryota; Metazoa; Mollusca; Bivalvia; Myida; Dreissenidae
Exons: 7
Coding region: 149-1567 (472 amino acids)
Biological process (GO): glucosylceramide catabolic process
Molecular function (GO): glucosylceramidase activity
Source: RefSeq, a predicted model, not a curated record